CAGCAUUCCACCGCAAUAUGGAAAUGCCCCCGUACACAAACAUUUAUCAUCGAUUAUCUUUAAUCGAUAAUCUUUUAAAACGAUUAUCAACAAAUAAACACAUACCUGAGCCUGACGUCACUUGUCAAAAAAUCUGACGCACAAAAGGAGCUCUAUAAAGAAAUUUACGUAAACAUGUGGGGCAGUUUCAAAUCAUUUUUUGUCCAAGAAAAUGCUGAGGCAACUGAUGCUGUAAAAAUAAGUGAACCUGAUGACAUAGAAGGCUGGGUAUUAGUGGAUAUUGAUGGAAAUGAAAUACGAGAAGAUGCCUCUGUUCCUGUAAAAAAUUUGAAACCUGAAUCUCACCUAAGUCCUUUGCCUCUUUUGGACAUAAGUAACACAAACACUCCCCAAAGCUCUCCUCAACUUAGCCCAACAAAAAUCGAAGAAGGUUGGUUUGUUGCUCCCCCACCAUGUUUCUUGGUGAAUUGUCCCAACCAGCUGGAGGUUUCACCGUUGGAGAACUUGUUGAUCGAACACCCCAGCAUGAGCGUCUACGGUCGAUUUCCUGGUUACCUGAAAGACAAAAAGACCGAAAAGAGCUCCCAAGAGAAUUUAAAGGCAAGUGGUGUCGGCAACUCAAAUCCUGGCAACAAACCUUUUGAACGCACAACUGAGCUUCCUGGUUGGGAGGUUGAAAAAGUUUCUGCUAACUCUCCUACUUCGAAUGAUGUACAAAAACCUCGCAAGAUUGAUCUCAAAAGUUUAAUUGUUCAAACAGAAAACACUAAGCCCACUCAUUAUACUAAGUGGGAGGGUGAGCAGUACAAACUUUGUCCUUCGUAUAUCAAUCGGCAAAAUAGAGUCCACCGCUACCAGUCAAGGAAACACCACAAUCAAAAAAAGAAGAGUUUGGCUAAGCCUUUUGCAGAAAAAGGCAGCAAGCAUACUUUUUGAUGUAUUUAUUAAUAGCUUAACACCCAUUUCUUGCUUUACUGUGUAUUCUACCGAUGUUAUUGGUCUGAUGAAUGAAAUUGUACAAUCUAAGUUCAGGUUUUAAUAUCUGUUGUGCAAAAUCUACAGUAAGCGUAACAAUUUGCUUGAUUUAUGUUGUAAAAUAGUUAUUUUUGAGCCAAAGAUUUGAACAAAAGUAUUGAUUUAAUGAAUAAUGUGCCAUUUAAGAUUUUAGUUCACUUUGGCCAUAUUCAGUUCUUACUUUGAUUGUAAAUAAUUGUAAUUAUAUAUUGCAAAGCACAAUUCACAUUUUCUUGUACCAAAAAUUAUUAAAAGAUUGGUUGGAAUCUGUGACUAACAUGAAAUAACAUAAUUGUAAUUCGCAUAUAAAAUUUACCUAGCUGAAAAAAAAAUGUUUUUUUUUUGAAUUGUGAUUUUAAUUAUAAAUCUUUUUUUUAGCUUUUUUGUCUCAAAUUUUUUGUAAAUAAACACACAGCGUAAGUGUUAACACUAUCCAUAAAAGAGUAUGAAUAAACUAUCAUCUUCAUGUAAAUAAUAAAGUUAUACAUUUAUUUGCCAAAUUCUAGACUGACAUUUAUGAAAAGUCUUACACAAAGAAUUUUCUUAGCAUCCAUCCUUAGCAAUAAAUGAAAUGUAAUGAACAUCAAUUUGUAAUAUUUUAUUGCUUUCCAAACAUUUUAAGUUAUUGGAGCAUAAUUGUCUUAGAAUUUAAACAAACUUUUCAGAAAAGUUGUGUGUUAGCCAUUAGAUAAUUUUUAAUUCAUUUAUUUUGUUUGAAUAGUAAAGACUAAUAUAACUAUGAUCCAUACACAAAUAGUAGAAAGUGAAUUAGUAUGUAUUGUUUUCAAUCAGCCUAAGGUUUCUAAAAUUGUUAUUUUACUUUUAUUUAAAGCAUAUUUAAAAUGGUUUGUUAGGUUUGAACAGCUGUGUAAAUGAUGAUUCAAAACCAAAGAUAGCCAUAAUUUCUAUUUUGCUCUCAUUUAAAAACAUUACAGAAGUAUGUAAUGAAUUGUUUCUAAGUGAUAUUUUGUGUAAAUUAUCUCAACGCAUGGUGGACUGGUGAUUUUUCAUGCCCAAGCGUUGUUUGUUAGCUUGUCACCAACAACGUUUGAGCAUGAAAUCAAUAUUAAGAAUGUUUUACUUCUGUAUUUAAUUAUAAAAUAAUAGCCUUUGGCGUGUUAUAGUGUUUGUGAAAAAUUGCUAGUCUACAAAGUGUUUAAAGUUUAUGUGUAAUAGGAAAUAUAGAUUAUUUGUAGUCUUUAUAUUUUGUUUGCAAACUUUCAAUUUGUGAAAUCCCUGACAUUUAUUUAAACUGUUAACAUUCUAAGCUUUUUAAUUUGCCAUCAAGACAGGUUUUUGAUAAUUACGAGAUAAUGGUUUGUUGCCAAAUGUACUUGGAACCUUCUUCCACUCCUAGCAGCAUUUAAAGAUUGUCUCUUAGUAUUUUUUAUCCACUGGUAUUUGUAAAUUUUAGCUGACUUGGAAAAAUUAAAUUAACGUUCUAUAGUUAAAAAAACUGAAAUAAGAUUUUUCAAAAAUUUCACUUAGAAGCUUUACUUACUAAGUUUUUUAAGUUCUAAUUUUACUUUUGCUGUGUAUGGAUCUUAAUUAUGAAUGAGUAACAUUAGUUCCCAUUAAAAAACAAUUUCAUGUUUAGAAUAUUUUAAAUUAUAUUGAAAUUUCUUUGAAGUUUAAUUCUUAUAUGCUUUUAAAAUAGUUCAAUUUUAGAAUUAGUUUAGUGUUUAAGUGUGUGUAUCGAGGAAUAUAUAUAUGUUUUCCAUGUGCUAUUAAUAAAUUGUAAAUAACAUCAUCAAAUGUUUCAUAAAUUUGCGAGUAGUAUAAACCUUUGUUUUCUCAUUAGUGUUUAUAUUUCAUUAUAUAAUUUAAUUAUAAAGUGUUUUAAUUGCAUUUAGUAUAUCAAAAACUUGUUUCAUUUUUUUUCUCUCUUACAUUUCAUAAAGUUAUAUUUUUAGAGUAUUAUAAGUUUGUUAAAUAUUAUUUUAAUGUUGUGUAAGUAAACUAAUUUUGUAAAUAAUUUAAUAUUUUAUUUCAUUAAGUGUGGCUGGAACCAAUAUUUUGUCUGCUGUUUUAAGUUAAUUUGCAAUGUUUAAAACUGGUCUGUAAAUAGCAUGCAUGGAUUUGUGAAAAAUGUAAAGUAUUUUCAUUUUGUUAGGUUUUGUUAUUUAAUGCUGUCACAAAGGUAAACAAAUUUCUUUUUACUAUGAGACACAUAAUUCAUAAUGCAAAAUAGUAUUUUUUUUUUGCUUCACAGUAAAAUGGCCUUGUUUGUCUUAAACGGCUCUCUUUGUUCUGAAAAUUUAGUGAUCAUUAGAUUUGAUUUCAUGAUAAAUUUUCUGGAAAUACUUCCUCAAAAUAUCGUUGUUGUGAUGGUUAAAUAAUACUGGCAUUUCGUGAUGUAUACCUCAGAACUGGCAAUCAUUUUAGUAGAAACUGAAAUCGUGAGGAUUUGUCCCAGAAAUUUAAUUUUUUUGUUGAUUACCACAUUGGUUAUUAACAUUAUAGACAGGUAUGUGUUUGUACACAUAUAUGUUCUAAAUUAGCAUGUCUAAUUAACUCCUUGACAUAUCAUUGGAACUCUAAACUGUGCGGAAUUGUAAAUUUCUGGAUAUAGAAAUGAUCUUUGAUUGCACUGUGAACACCAACUCGCAACGGAAUGUCAACUGCUCCGGACACGCCAAAAUAAUUUUUAAAGAAACGGUAAAUGACUACAAACUAAAUUUUGCAAAUAUUUGUCUAUUUUUGCUUGCUUUUUAAAAGGUAUAGCAUGGCAUAACUACUAUGAAGUGGUGAAUUAUAUAAGCCUACAAAUUAUUUCGAAAUAGUGGUGGAUAAAAAUCUACUAAAUUGAAUUUAUUAAACCAAGAAUUACAAUUGAUGAACUACCACUUUCAAAUAUUUAUUUGCUGUCCGGAGCAAGUUACCUCUCUGUGUUGAAGACUUCUGAGACACGUCAAUUAUUGUUUUGACGUACGAAACAAAUGACGUCUUCGUACGUCAAGGGGUUAAUGAUCUAACAUGCUGACCAUAAACUAGCCAGUUUAUCGCAAUCGAGACAUCUUUCAUCAUUGAGUGAUCGAACUUUCCGUUUUUCGCUACUUUUUGCUGUAAAAUGUGUGAACAUUAUUAUUGAUAUGCACAAGUUAAACUGUCAGUUAGUUGCUCUCAAGAGGUUUUGGUUACGACUUGGCUAAUGUUAGUCUUGUUAACGUUAACAACAUCUAACGUUAAUCUAUACAUAUAAUAAUGUUAAUCUAUAUAAUCUAAUAAAAGUAACCAAACUUGCUAUUUGUCUCUACAUUUUCUGCCAACUGCAUAAGUCACCUGAUUUUAGAUUAGUUGAUGAAUUAUCAGUCUACCAAGUCACUUGGUGAUAAUUGAUGACAUUCUGCACAGUUCAUAUGUGUCUCAUGUCACCUAUCUGUAGAUGUCACUAUGAAUUAUUUUCUGCUGACUGCACAUGUCACCUGAUUUUAGAUUAGCUAAUGAAUUAUCAGUCGACCAAGUCACUUGGUGAUAAUUUAUGACAUUCUGCACGGUUCGUAUGUGUCUCAUGUCACCUAUCUGUAGAUGUCGCUAUAAAUCAUCAGUAGAAGCCUAAUGAUGCUUCAUUAUAAAUGAUGUUAACCUUUGAGACUAUCAAAAUAUAAAGCUAUUGUAUAAUUUGCUACUUUUUGUUUAUCAUGUUUUGUGUCUGAAAAAAAAAUCCAUAUGGCCAGUCUGUGAAGCUUGUUCAUUGAAAUGUAUACUUAAACAUUUGUUCGAAAUAUUGUAGAUAUUGUUCGGAAUUCUUCUGUGUAUAUUGCAUUAACUUUUAAGGAAAUUACUACACUAAGCUGCAUUCUCAACCAUAUAUAUCCACAAUCACACCCACUGUUCAAAUAUUGUGAUAUUAUACAAAAAAAAGGAUAUUUUAAGAAAUUUUACUUCAUAGAACUUGUGUUUUUGUGUGAGAGUAUUUAUUGUGUGAUGAUUAAAUGUUAUAUAAUACAGCUUAUAGGAUGUGUACAUUUAAGUAUAAAGUAAUGUUUGUGUGUUAGUUGGCAGUGUGUUAAAUAGAUUGAAUUUAUUAAGAUACGGAUUUGUUUGCUUAAUGAUGUAAAUUAAGAUGAACUAGUAAUGUGCAAAUAUGUUAAGUGUGCAAUGUUAUUUAAAAAAUAAUGUUGUUAAAUGUGUAAUAAGAGAUGUCAAACCUUUUUUGAAUGGGCGUUACAUUUGUUACUUGUAAUAUAAGUGCCUUUUUGUGUAAGGAAAGCGUACAUUUUGUUUAUGAGCGUUUAGUUGUAAAUGCGCAUAACUUUUGAGUAAAGAAUUAUCAAAUACUGAAGUCAAUAUCAUCCAAACAUUCCAUACCAAAUUUUGAAAUAUUCGAGUGAUUAUAACAUUGAUGUUUGCAAUGAGGGAACACUGUACUUUUUCUUUUUCAAAAUAAAAAGUAAAAAUAAAAAAAUUUAAAAAUA
Messenger RNA from Parasteatoda tepidariorum (common house spider), 5432 nucleotides. It is a transcript of the gene TP53INP, whose product is annotated as Tumor protein p53 inducible nuclear protein. Gene Ontology annotation, biological process: positive regulation of DNA-templated transcription; autophagosome assembly. The record is from RefSeq and is a predicted model, not a curated record. Gene Ontology annotation, cellular component: nucleus; autophagosome. NCBI's taxonomy places the organism in Eukaryota, Metazoa, Arthropoda, Arachnida, Araneae, Theridiidae.